AUGAAGACAGCUCUCCUCCGCCUGUCACGGGCGCAAUGCCUACGCGGCUCGCGUCCGGCGCGCCAUCUCCAAUUCAACCCAACGGCUGGCUACCGGUCUUUCGCAUCGUCACCGGCUGCCGCUUCGGGCCUGGGAGAGUUCUUGUCAGUGUCGGAGGAGGUUACGGAUGCCGUGGCCACAAACAAGCCCGUGGUAGCUCUUGAGUCCACCAUCUACACACACGGCAUGUUGGGAAACGACCUUGCCAAGGAGCACCUCGAAUUGGUGCGCAGACAUGGUGGGAUCCCUGCAAUAAUCGCCAUCGUCGACGGAUGCCCCAAAGUUGGCGUUUCGUAUGAAGAGAUUCUGCGCAUGAUUGAGGAUAAGGGCACGGUCAAGGCUUCCCGAAGAGACAUCGCGUACCUUGUGGGCAUGGGUAUGACUGGGCGCAAAAUUCAUGGCGGUACCACAAUCGCUGGAACCAUGCUCCUGGCCAAGGCCGCCGGGAUCCGCGUCUUCGGUACUGGUGGUCUCGGCGGUGUUCACCGCGGCGGCGAAAACUCCAUGGAUGUCUCUGCUGACCUUACGGAGCUGGGACGCACGCGAGUUGCCGUUAUUGGCUCUGGGUGCAAGGGCUUCCUUGAUAUCCCACGCACUCUCGAGUACCUCGAGACGCAGGGCUGCUUGGUGUCGACCUUUGCGGACGGCCGACAGGGCAGCGUUGACUUCCCUGCUUUUUGGGCCCGAGAGAGCGGAAUCAAGAGCCCCUCCACUGUGUACACGGAGAAGGAAGCCGCUGCCAUGAUCUACUCCCAGGAAAAGUUGGGCAUCGAGUCAGGCAUGUUCUUUGCCAACCCCAUUUCUGAGGAGCACGGCAUUCCAGCCCCGGAGAUGCAGGUUGUCAUUGAACAGGCCGUCAGAGAAGCCAACGAAAAGGGAUUUACUGGCAAAAACAAUACACCGUACAUACUUGGACGCCUCAGGGAGCUCACUUCUGAAAAAACAGUUGUCGCCAACAAAGCUCUUGUGCAUUCCAAUAUCGUCCGGGCCACCAAGGUUUCCGUCGAGCUGUCGCACUUAUUGUCGUCUAGCUCAAACCAAAUUGGCAGCUCACCGCUCUCGCACCAGUCUGCCUUUGUCAGUACACCUCCCUUGAAGGCAAAAGACGAACCAGCACCUGUCACGGCGCCUACGACAAACAUUAUGAUUGCCGGGUCUGUUGCAGUUGACCUAAGUUGUGAUUAUUCCGUUCCUACAUCUGGGACUACCUCACCUCAGCCGCAUGUGUCGAACCCAUCCCGUAUUAGCCAGUCUAUCGGAGGUGUUGGACGCAACGUUGCUGUAGCCGCGCACCUGGCAAGUGGAGGCUCUGGCGUCCAAUUCUGCAGCAUGAUUGGUGAUGACAUAGCCGGCCAAACAGUUCUGACCUCACUGGAAGCAGCGGGCUUGAAUACUUCAUCAAUCAUGAAGUUAGAUCGCCAGAAAUAUCCCGACGGGCGCACUGCGCAGUACGUCGCGGUCAAUGAUUCAAACAAGGAUCUAGUGCUGGCAAUGGCAGAUAUGAACAUUUUCUCUAAAAAUUCGUUUUCGAACCAUUGGCGCUCUGCUGUCGCCACCUCCAAGCCAAAGUGGCUUGUUGUCGAUGGCAACUGGUCCCCUACAGAGAUUCGAAACUGGAUCAGAGCCGGCGAAGAAAAUGGCGCCAAAGUUGCCUUUGAGCCGGUCUCUGCCGAAAAGUCCAAGGGUCUUUUUUGCCGUGAACAAGGCCUUCCAAGACUCAACCUAUAUCCCGAACCUAGCAUUAGCCUGGCAUCCCCCAACACCUAUGAGCUCGCUGCAAUGUACACCGCAGCCAAAGAAAACGGAUACUUUGAUCCCAUGGACUGGUUUGAAGUUAUUGACGCCUUUGGAAUGAGAGGCGCACGCGAUCGCUUCGUCCACCUUACGUCUAUGGAGCUCACUGACGCCGGCGUUCCUAUCCAAACGAUACAGCUGCUCCCGUAUAUUCCCACGAUUCUGACGAAGCUUGGAUCGAAGGGUGUCCUGAUGACAGCAAUACUCGGGAAAGAUGAUCCCCGCCUGCGAGACAGAGAUGAAGAAGCAUUCAUCUUGACCCGCUCGUCACCGACACAUCCGGUAGUAGGGGGAGUGUACAUGCGCUUAUUCCCUCCGGUGGAGACUGUGAGAGACAUUGUAUCUGUGAAUGGGGUUGGAGAUACAUUCCUCGGAGUCCUGAUCUCCGGUCUGGCACAAGGCGGCCGUAUUGACAAGCUGGUGGAUGUUGCCCAGCGUGGUGCCGUCCUGACGUUGAAGAGUACGGAAUCUGUAAGCCCGCAAUUGGGUAAUCUGGCGGAAGAAUUAAAGAAUGCAUCAAAACGAUGA
This is a messenger RNA of Cordyceps fumosorosea ARSEF 2679, 2361 nucleotides long. Its product is annotated as IdgA domain protein. Gene Ontology annotation, molecular function: pseudouridylate synthase activity. The transcript has 4 exons. The record is from RefSeq and is a predicted model, not a curated record. Bases 1 to 2361 code for a protein of 786 amino acids. Lineage: Eukaryota; Fungi; Ascomycota; Sordariomycetes; Hypocreales; Cordycipitaceae.